GGCUCCCUUACAGCUUAAUUGCGUUGCAAUUGCGCUUGUGGCUGUGUUCGUACGAGAUUACAGCCCCCGAGCUAUCAAUAAACGUGCCCAGCAAGGAAUCUAUGAUUAACUGCUCAAUGCUUUCAAAAUGAUUAUUGUUCCUUUUUAGACCCGAGAAACCAAUCGGGGCCGUCCGUUCGUCGUCAGAACCCCGAGCGGGACAGCUGAUUGGAGGCGGCUCAGAUGACAGAAAGGAUCCAAGAACUUUAAAGCGAGCGACUGGGCUCCAAGUUAGGAAAAGUUCGACAGCGAGUUUGGCAUCUUGAGAUUGAGUUGAUUGACUGGCGCUCCCAUGUCAGCGGGGCCGGACUGAGGGCAGCGCCGCGCUCCUUUCCAGAGGUGUAUGGCCCCUUCCUUCCGGAGGAUGAAUUCUCUGCCAGGACCCCUCACCCAGGACACUGACGAGCGGGAGAAGGGUUGGGAAACGCCGGGAAAGGGGCGAGACUGUGGCGACGGGGCCUCCAUCGACUCGAAGGGAUGUAAGAUCUCCAGCCUGCCGUUCAGCGUCGAGUCUCUCAUCUCAGAUCGGAAGACCCCCAGGACUCCGGCCGGCCCCCCCGAGCCCCCCGCCCCGUCUGUGGCCUCCAAAGAGCAGUCGUGCUCCCGGACUGAGUGCUCAGGUAAAAGCCACUCGGCGGAGAACCCCUCCUCGCACGAAUCGGAAAGUGCCAACGAGAAGGAGGUGUCGGCGUGGGUUCCGAACGCCGCCUAUUCCGCGCCGGCAAGACACUCGAGCCCGGCUCCGUGCGCCCUGCGAAAACACAAGAACAACAGGAAGCCGCGGACCCCGUUCACCACGGCGCAACUGUUAGCGCUGGAGCGCAAGUUCCGCCAGAAACAGUACCUGUCGAUCGCGGAGAGAGCCGAGUUCUCCAGCUCCCUCAACCUGACCGAGACGCAGGUCAAGAUCUGGUUCCAGAACCGUAGGGCGAAAGCGAAGAGACUUCAGGAAGCCGAGCUGGAGAAACUCAAACUGUCCGCCAAACCGCUUCUGCCUUCCUUCGGACUGCCCUUUCCCCUGGGCUCCCAGCUCAGCGCCCCUUCACUCUACGGACCGUCCAACGCCUUCCAGCGGCCGGGGCUGCCCAUUCCCGGGAUCUUCACCGCCCCCGUCACCUACGGAAUGUAUUAUUUAUCGUGAAGUCCGCUGCUGGACACGGACGCGCCGCCCUCCGCCCUCGGCCGGGCUCCGGGGAAUUUCCCCGCUCACCGGACCAUCGAUCCCGUGGAGGUGGCGCCCGGAUCGGCCAAACUGCCCGGAACAUUCCGCCGGUAGUUGUUCACUGCUCGCCGGUACAAUUACAGCCACCGUUCAAUUCGUCACACAACACGGGCGGUAUAACUUGUGUUGGAAACAAGAGUUGUUCUAAAGCCUGCGCCGUUAAGUUCGAUUAAAGAAACUCUGUACAUUCCAAAGGUAGAGAACGGUGAAGCCUCAGAACGAAGCUGUCGGCUCCGCAGUCUGACCCGCUACCGGGCCCUCAGUCUCCCGAGUUAUCCCCAAGCAGCAGGUGGCCCUGAAUUCUGGGGGAACGGACUUGCUUCACCCGCACACCCGGACAGGGCACCGCCGGGAGGGGGAGAGGGACUGAACCGGCAACUUGUUGGUCAUUCGUGUCCGAACAAGUCGAACAGAGAGUUAACCCCAGGCCUCCGGCCCCAACCACUUGCAAAUCCGACCAGACCCUCGACAGUUGUUUACCAAUAUUUAAAUAUAUAUUUUAAGUGCAUUUAAAUACGUUAAGAAUUGUUUACAUUUUCUUAAAUAGUGUACAGAUUUCCGUGUACAGAUGAGUCACAAUGAUUCUACUGUUUUGUACAUUGAUCUUCAAUAAACUCUUGUUCUCUUUUCUUA
This is a messenger RNA of Pristis pectinata (smalltooth sawfish), 1894 nucleotides long. RefSeq names its product homeobox protein MSX-2-like. Gene Ontology annotation, molecular function: DNA-binding transcription factor activity, RNA polymerase II-specific; RNA polymerase II transcription regulatory region sequence-specific DNA binding. Gene Ontology annotation, biological process: embryonic morphogenesis; regulation of transcription by RNA polymerase II. Bases 383 to 1180 code for a protein of 265 amino acids. The record is from RefSeq and is a predicted model, not a curated record. Gene Ontology annotation, cellular component: nucleus. NCBI's taxonomy places the organism in Eukaryota, Metazoa, Chordata, Chondrichthyes, Rhinopristiformes, Pristidae. The transcript is spliced from 2 exons.